Bipolaris maydis ATCC 48331 is the source of this 1068-nucleotide messenger RNA. Its product is annotated as glycoside hydrolase. Gene Ontology annotation, molecular function: mannan endo-1,4-beta-mannosidase activity. NCBI's taxonomy places the organism in Eukaryota, Fungi, Ascomycota, Dothideomycetes, Pleosporales, Pleosporaceae. The record is from RefSeq and is a predicted model, not a curated record.
AUGUGGCUAGCUUUCGCCACCUUCUCUCAACUCACAGAGGCCAAUUCCGGUUCAUGGUCUGGUACUAAUAAUUAUUUCCUGCAAGCCAUGUCAGACUCUGCUCAGGAUGCCUAUAUCCAGACCCUGUCAUCCUACAACGUUAAGGUUGUCAGGCUCUGGGUCAACCAGGCUAACAAGGGCUGUAACAAAGGAAGCCAACUUGUCAAGGAUAUCCCACAAUUGGAAACCACUAUUGGAAAAUACAACAAUCAAACUUUGGAUGAGCUGGAUAAGCUUCUAGUAAAGUUGUCUGGGAAGAACAUAAAAGCUGUCAUCUCUCCUCACGAUGCGAACUCCCUGAUCGGUGACUAUAGGAAGGACGCCUAUUGGGCUCGUUGGGGCGCUGGUUAUUUCUAUCAGAAGCAAGAAGCCUUCGACGCAUAUGACGCUCGUCUGUCGUACAUUCUCGACUACAAGGGCGUAUACUCUGGGAAAGUCUGGAAGAACUGGCCUCAGGCCAUUUUCAGCUUCAAUAUUCAGAACGAACCCAUGACACCUGGACCCAGUCAAUGCCAAAAUGGUGACCCUGCCAGCUGGAUGUGUGGCCGUGCUAGACACAUGCGCAAGGCAGGACUCGAGAGCCGUAUCCUGAUCUCUACUGGUGGCUUAGGCGGGGACAUUUCGCACGGAUGCACCUUUCUCCCUGCUGUCACUCAAUGCGAUGCCAUUGACGCCAUUUCCAUUCACCGCUGCGCUAGUGUGCCUGGCCAGUGGAGCGCCAACAUGCCCAACUGGAUCAAACAAGCUAAUGGGAAAAAGGUCUAUCUUGAAGAAUGGGGCAUUGACUCUCAAAAGUAUGAUCAGAAGGAAGCAUUUGUCUCUGAGGUGGCCAAUAUGAACUCUAUUGGUCUGCCUCACCUGUACUGGCAGCUUCUGCCCCCAUCCACUGGCAACUGUAAUUACGAUCCCAAACAGGACAGUGGUGAUCCAUUUGGUAUUUACACUAAUUCUGGAGUUAACUUGGCUGGCCCCAUCAAUGCUGCUACCUCGUCUGGAGCUGCGCAGGACUGGACAGGCACCCUGUAUUGA